AUGUUAUUCAUGCUUUACAUCGCCCCUCUGUUCCAUAUGGGCAAACCAGAAAAGAGAUUUGGUUACGCCGACGAUGGUGCGAUUCUGGUAAUCUCCACAUCCCUUGUAACCAACAGCAAGAUACUGAGCACAUCCUUGCAAGAAGCAAUCACAUGGGGGAACGCUGAAGGAAUCAUAUUCGCGCCGGACAAAUAUGAGCUCAUCCACUUCUCGCGACAUCGAGCAGAGCAAGAUCCAACCCAAACCCCCUCGGUCUCAGCUGGCUCAAUCACAGUCUCCGAAGGGACAGAGCGCCCAUAUCUCCGCUGGCUAGGGAUCCUUUUUGACAAGAAGCUCAGGUUCAACUGGCAUGUCCAAGAGAUGACAUCUAGAGCAGCGACGAUAGCGACUGCCCUCCGCUGUCUUGGAAAUACAGUCCACGGGAUGAAACCUCACCUCCUACAACAGGCUAUAUUGGCCUGUGUCCUCCGCAAAGCAUACUUUGGCGCCGAAAUUUGGUGGCCCGGCUGUGACCGGCCCAGGUCGCGUCCAGGCUCCCCUCCAGUCUCAAACCGAAUGAACAAACACCUAAAGGACCUAUCCACUGUGAUUCUGACAGGCGCCAGAGCAGUCCUCCCAGUGUUCUGCACCACACCAACACCUGCUCUACAUCGAGAAUCUGGUUUCUACCCUCCAGAAAUCGAGUUGGAUCGGAUCGCCCUUGCAGCGUCUACACGUCUCUCCCGACUAGAUCCCGACCAUCCUCUUCAGAAACGGGCUAAGGCGAUUAUACAGAAAGGUCGUCCAACCAGCCGUCUCGCACGCCGGGUUCUGACACUACCCCGCUCAGAACAGGUUAACCCACUGACCCACCCACCCUGGCUGGAGCACGAACCGAGGGAAGCAGCUCUAGCGCGGGUUGGGGCCACGGGAGGUCUUACAAAAGAGCAAGCUGCAGACAACUUUCGAACACACCUCAAAUCUAUCCCGGAAAGUAACAUCGUCAUCUAUUCCGAUGGAUCCAAGCAAGUUAAUGGACAAACGGGCGGGGGGUUCGUUGGUUUCAUAGCUGGCUGCCAGGUCGUACGCGGCUCAUUCCCCCUGGGUCGUAACAAGGAAGUUUUCGACGCAGAAGCAAUAGCAGCUCUCUUAGGACUGAAGGCUGCUAUAAAGCACCUAGGGCCCUAUGCAGCAUCUAACAUAUGGAUAUGUCUGGACAACCUAGAAGUUGCGAUCCGUCUUCUAUCCUCGACCACGGGCUCAUCACAGGAAGUCUUCAAGGAGUUCCGUACAGUCGCUGCCACCUGGACAUCCUGCCAAAUACGUCCAUUCACUGAGAAUGGCCCAAUCCGGAUCCGCUGGGUCCCUGGACAUGCAAACAUUCCUGGCAACGAAGCAGCAGACCAGGCCGCUAAAGAGGGCGCGAACCAAACCCUGGCCCCUCCUCACCUAUAG
This is a messenger RNA of Penicillium subrubescens, 1434 nucleotides long. Its product is annotated as reverse transcriptase. Lineage: Eukaryota; Fungi; Ascomycota; Eurotiomycetes; Eurotiales; Aspergillaceae. The record is from RefSeq and is a predicted model, not a curated record. The coding region runs from base 1 to 1434 and encodes 477 amino acids. The transcript has a single exon. Gene Ontology annotation, molecular function: RNA-DNA hybrid ribonuclease activity; nucleic acid binding.